AGUGGAUGCUGUGUCUACGACUUGCGCACAUCUCCGCCGGCAAGCACAACAGCGGAACGACUCCCGAAAACGACAGCUCAGAGAACGCAGCUAGUAAGAGGAACGCUCACUCUGACUCGGGCACUCUCGCACGAGCAAGAGUUUUGCGACGCGACCGUCGACGCCCAGGUGCUACAACUGCUUAAGGCGCUGCGACUCACCGACGCCUUGGCGCUGACCGUCAAGUCGUUCGCCGAUCACCGCAGGUUUCCGAGCUCCAAGACGGCGACGGCCCUGAUUUCGGCGCUAGCCCGGGAGGGCGACGUGGCAGGUGUGCACCAGACACGCGAAGUCGUCGACGUCCUCUACCCGAGGGUCUCCGCCGAGGAGCUCCGCUUCGAGCACUACCACGCCGAAGCGCUCUCGCGCGCGGGCCGCGCGGACGAGGCAAUCCUCAAAUUCGAGAAGCUCUUCGUUUCGCACAAGAGUCACCGCACCAAGAUAUGCUCCCUGCUCACGUUUUUGGCCGCCUACCUCGCCAAGAACGACAUGGUCGAGGAGGUCGCGCUUCUGUCUCGGAUGUGUGAGAGGCUGGCCGACCGGGGCUACUUCCAUCCGCUGACCAACGUGUGGAAGGUGCUGUUUCUGAGCGAGAAGCGACGCUACCACGCGACGGCCUCGGAACUGGUCGAAGCGGCUCGCCUGCGGCCCGCGGCAAAGCCUUUCUUCGAGAAGAAAGUCAGUUCCGUCAUCUCGUACGCCGUGGACAGGUGCGACUUGGACGCGGUGCAGAGGUUGUUGAACGUUGUCCUCUACUUGGGCAUGCCGGAGUGCUGCGGUCUCGUGCUCAGCUUCCUGCUCGAGUUUUAUUGUGAUGCAGACGACCUCAAGAGUGCACAGAAGACGUUUGAACACUCCGAAGCAUAUGGCAUUGAAUUGAACCCGGUAACCUUUUACCGUUACACGUGUUUUCUGAGUUCUCGGGGAAUUCAAAUAUCACACGACAUGCUGCUCAAGAAGUACAAGAUGGACCCGAGAAAUGCGAAGCAUGCUGCAAGGCAUAAUGAUGUGAAGUUUAAGUUUUAGCAACAUUGGCUACCUAUUUUACAUGCAAAGUACGCUUUCUGUUAGUUCUUGGAAGCAUGCACCAGAUUAAAACAUGAUAUUGCAGGGUCAUUAAACGUGAUUUUGUUG
Messenger RNA from Dermacentor silvarum, 1173 nucleotides. RefSeq lists its product as uncharacterized. The annotation marks the transcript as partial. The record is from RefSeq and is a predicted model, not a curated record. Lineage: Eukaryota; Metazoa; Arthropoda; Arachnida; Ixodida; Ixodidae. The transcript is spliced from 2 exons.